Anolis carolinensis (green anole) is the source of this 5942-nucleotide messenger RNA. It is a transcript of the gene fnbp1l, whose product is annotated as formin binding protein 1 like. Lineage: Eukaryota; Metazoa; Chordata; Lepidosauria; Squamata; Anolidae. Bases 629 to 2152 code for a protein of 507 amino acids. Gene Ontology annotation, molecular function: protein binding. The record is from RefSeq and is a predicted model, not a curated record. The transcript is spliced from 17 exons. Gene Ontology annotation, biological process: signal transduction.
AAUGUAAGAAGAAUGUUGCUGGAUCAGGCCUAUCUAAUCUAUCAUCCUUUUCUCUGUGAAGCCCUUAAGGAAAAGACAGGAUCAGUUUGAUAAUUUAGACAAGCACACACAAUGGGGCAUUGACUUUCUGGAAAAAUAUGCAAAAUUUGUUAAAGAAAGGAUAGAAAUUGAACAGAAUUAUGCAAAGCAACUGAGAAAUCUGGUGAAAAAGUACUGCCCUAAGCGUUCAUCCAAAGAUGAAGAGCCGAGUGCCAGCAAUAAUGUGGCACCUUUCCCUCCAACCCAAGAGGUGAGCAGUCAAACAGGCAGCUGUCUUCAGAGCUGGUAGCAAACUUGUGCAGUAGAUCAUCCAUCGGGGUUCAUAGGAGUGGUAUGAUUGGCAUGUUCCACCCUCAAGAUCAAGCAAUUCAUCUCUGCAACAAGUUCAGCUUGCCAAGCCUAGGAAGUUAAGUCCAUUCCUAAGCUCAGUUCUUCCAUUUCGCAUCUUAGGAGAUACCACUAUACUGCAGGGCCUUCCAGGUUUACCUCAUGUAUAGCUUUUUAUAAUAUCCUUAAUGAGUUAAAUGACUACGCAGGACAGCGAGAAGUAGUAGCAGAAGAAUUGGGCCACAGGGUAUAUGGAGAACUGAUGAGAUAUUCUCAUGAUCUCAAAACAGAAAGAAAACUGCACCUUCAAGAGGGCAGAAAAGCUCAGCAGUAUCUUGAUAUGUGUUGGAAGCAGAUGGAUAAUAGCAAAAAGAAAUUUGAGAGAGAGUGCAGAGAAGCAGAAAAGGCACAACAGUGUUAUGAAAGACUGGAUAAUGAUACCAAUGCCACUAAAGCGGAUGUUGAGAAAGCAAAACAGCAAUUAAACCUGCGUACACACAUGGCUGAUGAAAACAAAAACGAGUAUGCUGCACAAUUACAGAACUUCAAUGGUGAACAGCACAAACAUUUCUACAUUGUUAUCCCUCAAAUUUACAAGCACCUCCAAGAAAUGGAUGAACGAAGAACCAUCAAGCUUAGUGAAUGCUACAGAGGGUUUGCAGAUUCUGAACGCAAAGUUAUUCCAAUAAUCUCAAAAUGUUUAGAAGGAAUGAUUGCUGCAGCAAAAUCAGUAGAUGAACGCAGGGACUCUCAAAUAGUAAUAGACUCCUUUAAGUCUGGUUUUGAACCUCCUGGAGACUUUCCAUUUGAAGAUUACAGCCAGCAUAUUUAUAGGACUGUUUCCGAUGGAACAAUCAGUACACCAAAGCAGGAAGGGAUGAAAAUCGAUGCAAAAACCACUGUGGGUAAAGCUAAGGGGAAGCUGUGGCUUUUUGGAAAGAAACCAAAGCCACAGUCUCUACCCCUUAGCCCUACUAGUUUAUACAAAUCCAGUGCUUCUAAUGGUGCCCAGUAUUCCAUAUUCUCCACUGAACAAAUGCAUUAUUGCAUGAGUGAAAUAAAAUCAGGGAGGCCCAGAAUUCCUUCUUUCAGAAGUCUAAGAAGGUGGUCGAUGAAGACGGGUCCUGCGCAAGAAGAUUUCAGCCACUUGCCGCCAGAACAAAGACGGAAAAAACUACAGCAGCGGAUUGAUGAACUUAAUAGAGAACUACAGAAAGAGACAGAUCAAAAAGAUGCUCUGAUCAAAAUGAAGGAUGUGUAUGAAAAAAAUCCACAGAUGGGUGAUCCAGGCAGCCUGCAACCAAAAUUGACUGAGACUAUGGGCAACAUGGAUCGUCUUCGAAUGGAAAUUCAUAAAAAUGAGGCCUGGAUUUCUGAAGUUGAAGGUAAAGUAGCAGCAAGAGGAGACCGAAGACACAGUAGUGACAUCAACCAUCUUGUAACCCAAGGAAGAGAGAGCCCUGAGGGAAGCUACACAGACGAUGCCAAUCAAGAAGUCCGAAGCCCACCGCAGCAGCAUGGCCCUCACAAUGAAUUUGAUGAUGAGUUUGAAGAUGAUGAUCCUUUGCCAGCUAUAGGACACUGCAAAGCGAUCUAUCCAUUUGAUGGUCACAAUGAAGGUACUCUCGCAAUGAAAGAAGGUGAAAUUCUGUACAUUAUUGAGGAAGAUAAAGGUGAUGGAUGGACAAGAGCUCGAAGGCAAAAUGGAGAUGAAGGAUACGUGCCAACCUCCUACAUAGAUGUAACACUAGAGAAGAACAGUAAAGGUGCAGUAACCUAUAUCUAGCCUUCAGUCCAUCUGCUUACCAGUGAACAAUCCUUAAUGAAUACUGAAGCACACACACAGUUGGAUGAGAAGUGUUACGCGCCUUUAAGAGAGCUUUCAGUCUGUUAUUCACUAUGUGAGCACAACCCAAGACGUCAGUCCUGAAACUGGAAGAACGUCUGUGUUUCGCAUAAUUUCUUCUACACCUUUUGGGCAGUGCCAUGUCUGACUGAUUUCUCUGUCUUUAUCUGCUUAUGGAGAUUUUGAGUGUUCUCUUUCAAUCGCUGAUCAGGUUACAACGUUUUCUUCGUUUCCUUAAUUUUAAAUUUUGUAAAGUUUUCUAUUCAUUUGAAGAUUUUAAAUGGAUGUUAAUUAUUUUUUAGAAUGCAUUGUUUGUUACAUUAGUAUAUAGUGCCUCUAGGCAAGUCCUCACCCCCUUCACAAACAUAAAACCUGUUCCAGUGUCUACUAAACUCAAUGUAUAUUAAACUGAAGAAGCCAAUCAACUCUUACUUUUAUUUUUCUAAAAGGCAGCCUUCCUCUUUUCAUUCCUUUGCCUGCUGCUGCAUCACAUGUAUUCCACGGCAGCAGCACAUAAUCCAGAACAGUGAAUUCUAGUUUAGAAGACAAAGGAGAAUUUUCUUCUGCAAGUUGUUUAAGUCCACUUUCUGCACACAGUGGGAGGGGUGGGAUGGGGAUUGCAGCUAAUAUUUACAAGCAUCUUUGCUCUAUAAACAUUUGUACAGGAUUUAUUUAGAAAAUUAUAUCAGUACUUGCAGAAAUGAUAAAAUAUGAAAGGUCAUUGGGAAAAAUAAACACGGGGAAUUUAGGGCAUGGUUUUGGCCUCUCUUUUUUAAAAAAAAUUGUGGCUUUUUAUGUGUAUUUACAGUGAUAUCUUUCUGCUUGGAUCUGUUACUAAGGUUGUUCAGUUCCUAAAAAGUAACUGCUGAACCUGUCCUUGAAUUUUUUUUUCAUGUCAGGAGCGACUUGAGAAACUGCAAGUUGCUUCUGGUGUGAAAAAGUCCUUGAAAAUGCUUCUGCCUGAUGUGCAUACGUUUAUGCAUCCCAAAGCCAUGUGCACACACAAGCCUUUGAAUUGGUGCAGAAGUCUCCAUUUUUCCAAUAGAAAGAGCCAGUGUGUAUGUGCAAAACGUGUGUGGAUGUAGAUCAGGUCACUUUUGUUUAAAAGAGAGUGUCUAUUGGAAAUGGAGUGUUCCUAAUGUACACCCUGAAGCCUCUGUGCCUGAAAACAGAUCAUUGGGUCAUGUGCCUCUUAAGUCUGAGGUAUGAGGGUGACUGUAAGCAGGAUGCUCUAAAUGUGGUUUAUUUUUGCUAGAAUUUACAUCCUUGGGAGGAUGAGCUUGGAAAGUCAAGUCAGACGAAUUCACAACGAAAUGAACUGCUGCCUGAAAAGUAGGAAGUACAGAAAGGUUAAAAAGACUGUACCAUCACUUGUGCAUACAGGGAUUUAUUCUCUAGCUUUUUGAGAUGGACUCUUUUUAUGAGUGCACUUUUUUCGUUUUCAAAGGCCUCCGGUAAUUCUGUUCUUCUCUGUUUUUUCCUCUUGGACUGCAGGUUCCUGAAGCGGGUUUCUGAGAAAAUGGGCGAGAUGUUGAAGGAGGUUACAUGCAGCUGCAUUUGGGGGGAGGGUGCUAGGCCCAGCAAGAUUAUUGGGGUUGGGGGGUGGGGGGUGGGAGCCAGUUGCAUGAAGGCAUGCAGGCAUACAUUUCCCACUAACAAGGCUGGUGUUUCUGUGUGUGUCCAAAAUAGUUGUGAUGAACUAAAACUCCAUUCCAACAGAACCCAACUGCCACCUGGCCUGAAAAGACAAUACUUUUCAUGGUCUCAAAAAACCAACUCACUCUUCACCAGUUGCAUUGUACCAUUUUUAGCUGUCUCAUUUUCCAUGCCCAGUUUAAACUGGCAUUCAGUCCAAACCAUGCCAUUGACCGUCUCUGCCUGUGCCACCUCCAUGCUCGCCCUAACCUUCUCUUGCAUGUCUAGAUACGUGUCGGGCAUGCUCACCUAAUGUUUUGUAUUUUCCAUAGCUCUUCCUCCUCUUCUGCAUUUGUAGCCCGUCCACUUUAUGUAUGUCUCCAGCACUAAAGGUGUUUUAUUUCCGUACCCAUUUAUGCUGCUAUAACGUGGUGUUUUCUUCCCUUCAUUGUGACCAUCGUUGCAUUCCAAUUCUUUGGCAUUAUAACUUAUUUGAACUUUACGUUCAUCGUGAUUUGGGGUAACAAGCACAUCUCAGCACUAGGCAACCGCGGCCCAUCUCCAGCACCUCAGUAGUUUCUCACAAGCACUGAAAACCUAGGAUAAGAGCACAGAUUUUUCCACUACAAGACAAACAACUGUCUCAGACGUCAAGUGCUUACCAUUCAGAUGCUGCCUUAAACUCUCGAGUGCCUAAAUCUGUUGAUUGCCAACAUGACCACGUCAGUAUCCCGCAAAGGGCUUUUGCUCCGUAUGACCUCCUGAAUCUAUCUUUCUACAGUGCUGCAGCUGCUGGUAGCCAAUGGUAGAUGUCUUCCUAGAGCUCUACCGUAACAUGAUACAUGGUGCAUUGUAAACUUUAUGUAUUGAACAUGUAUCAGUUUCAUUUUAUGUCUAAUGAAUGUGUUUUUAAUAGGAUUUUUAUGGAACAUUUUUCUCUUUCUGUCUUGAUUGUCCCUUAAUUUUUUGAGUUGGGGGGUUUGGGGAAGGACUCCAGUUUCUGAUUAACUGCAGUGCUUGUCUGUUUCCAAGUGAUGCUUCAUUGUAAGGACCAGGUGAAAAUUGGAGUGAUACUUCGUAAUGAUCUAUGUGCACUUUUACUUGUAAACCUUGAGAUUUGGGAAUGUUUAUACAUGUAAAUAUAAUUGUCUGCAGCACCCCCCCCCCAUGUUGUUCAUGUUGUUUUGUCUGCCAUUUGUGAAUUCUGUUAAUGAAAUCAUCCAACCUGUAAACUAAAUAGGAUAAGCUUAGAAUAGGGGAAGUAGUGGGGAGGGAGGAACCAGAUAAGACAAGUUUCCUAAGCCCAGCCUUUUCUGUUUGUGGUAAUAUUUAAGAAAUCUUUUCCUAGGGAUGAGGGUCGAAGCAAUAUUUGGACACAGGAGUGCUGGAUUCUUUUAGGAUUCUUUUUUCAGUGUUAUUAGCAAUUGUACUACCAGUAAAACUAAAUCUGUGUGAUUGUUGUGUGGAAGUUUUUCUUCCUUCUAUUAUUAAAUGUGCCACUAUUACACAGAUGACAUAGUGUAUUUACAUGGGGUGGGGAGGGUAAACACUAAAGUUUAGAAUUUUUGGACAUUGUAAACAGGGUUAUUUAUAUAUAAUGUGACCGUAACUCGUUACUGACAAAACUACAUGCAAUGGAUUUUUUUAGAAGAUUACUUUUAAUUUUUAAUGAUUAUUUCAAAGUUAAAAAUAAUAAUGACAGUAUGUUCUCAAUAUUUCUUUCAGCCAAGAGCCCUGUGGAUUUUGCCUAACAAACUUGUGGGUUUCUCACAACAUUUCUAGUAAAGGACUAACAGUUCUUUCAUUCUACUGUUUUUUUAGGAGCAGGAUAUGGUUCCUCAGAAGAUUUGUUUCCUGUGGUAUAAUGCAACAUUAAUGAGGGUAUUAAAUAGGAGGGGGGAUCUUUGUACUUGCACAGUUAGCUAAAAUCAUUAUUCUGAAAUUUUGAAUAUGAUUAAUUGUCUGAGUCUUACAACUUUCGAGUAAUUUUUAAUCUUUUUGUGCACGUGCUGAUUUUUAAAUGUUUUAAAAGCUUUGUUAAAAAUAGUGGUUCUCUUGAGAAUAUUUUCCUGAAAUUAAACAACCUUUUCAUGGC